Molecule: messenger RNA, 1293 nt
Organism: Lineus longissimus
Lineage: Eukaryota; Metazoa; Nemertea; Pilidiophora; Heteronemertea; Lineidae
Product: cation-dependent mannose-6-phosphate receptor-like
Exons: 6
Coding region: 169-921 (250 amino acids)
Cellular component (GO): trans-Golgi network
Source: RefSeq, a predicted model, not a curated record
UUUUUCAAGUUUCUAUUCUUCUAUGAACAUGUUGAUGUACACUGUAGCCUACAUAUUCAGGUGACAUGCACUAAAUAUCACUUGCAUAUCUUGCCUUAUCACAUCUUGUCAAAGAGAAACCCCAAUCCAACACCAUCUUCUUCUGCCGUAGGAGCUCUAACCCUCAUUAUGAUCUCGGUCGUCCUUGUUUCUGCGCUUCUUGCAGUGGCCGCAGGGGCAGGUCAGAAGUCCACGUGUGUGAAGAAUGGGCCCUGUGCGUGUACCUUCGAUGGAUUUACUAUGGACUUAUCAAAGAUGGAGGGACUGGUUGACGAUCAUGCACCAAUGUACAAAGACAAAAAACCAACGCAGAGCGCGGCAAACUUUGUCUACUCCUAUAAACCAUGUUACUCGUUUGACUAUUCAAAUGAAAUGUAUUCUCCCUGCAAAGGAGUGGCAUCCUGCCAGGUCGAUACUACUAAUAGUGAUCAACAAAAUGCUGGCAAGCAGGAGUCUGCCGAGUUCUGGGAGGAGGAUGGGAAGACCAUGCUCAGAUAUUUAGACGAUGCGACUUUUACAUUAAGAGAAACCUAUGUCGAUCUUGUUUGUGCAGGCAGCAAUUCGUUUGAAGUCAAGGGGGAGCAAAUGGGUUCAAACCCAAGCAGAUACGAUUACACUUUGAACACACCUCAGGCUUGCAGACCAGGAGAAGGAGAAGGAGGGGGUCUGAGUGUUGGCUCAGUUCUAUGCAUUUUGCUCGUCGUCUUCAUCGUUGUAUACAUCGUAGGUGGAAUCCUCUUCAUGAAGUUCCGGGUGGGCGCCAGUGGAUUCGAGCUGUUCCCAAACCAGACUUUCUGGAAGGAUUUUCCGGCUUUGAUAAAAGAUGGAACUUGUUUCAUUAUAUCACCUUGCAGAAAAGGCGGCGAAUAUAGCAAACUAUAACGUACGUUGGUCGAUUAAUUGUCAAGACCUCUGCAGUAUAUACACCGCUGAUACAUGCAGAGGCUCACUGUGAGGGGGCCUUCUCAACUUGAGUGCAACCACUCUUGGUUGAACGUAAAUGCAAAAACCCAGCAUACAUGUAUCACUUUAUCAAUCCAUCUCACGCUUAAAUACAUGUUAUACCAUCCUGAGAAUAUCAGAAAUUUUAGGAUUCGUUGCUCUCUCACCACAAAAACUCCUAAGGUCAUUCGCGGCGUUCAGGGAAGUUAGAAGGCUGGUAUAUCAGUUGUGCAUACCAACUGUAUAAGAUAUUCUUCUUGAUUAAUUAUUCACGAUUUUUGUAAGAAAAUAAAAUGUAUUGGUUUUCUGUUA